Molecule: messenger RNA, 2846 nt
Organism: Linum tenue
Lineage: Eukaryota; Viridiplantae; Streptophyta; Magnoliopsida; Malpighiales; Linaceae
Source: the annotation of a GenBank genome assembly
AUUUCCUCUUCCUUCUCUCAUUUUCCCUGUCCUCUCCUUCCUUCGUUCGUUGCCCACCGAUUCGAUUCUCUCUCACUAUUCACACACAGCUCCUCUCUCCCUAUAUAUACACAUUGAUGCAGAUCUCGCCAUUCCUGUGUUGUUUAGCUUCACGCCUCCGAUUCUCAGCGCAAUAAGAGAGGAGGGAGGAGGAAAGGGAAAGCGAAACAAACAAAGAUUCGGUUUCAUUUAUAGAAAAAAGAAGGGGGAAGAGGCCGAAAAUGGGGUCGGUUCCGGCGGAACUGAGCUUGGAUUUCAGGACGAUGUCGGCCAAGUUCGUCCCCAAGACGAUCGGAGAUUUCCUGCAGAACGCUUCGCCGGCCACGAUCGCCGAUGCGCCGGAGAAAGCUCCCAGAGUUGAAAGCUUGUUGAGGGAGCUGCAGGAGGAGAUGAAGAAGAUCGACGCCUUCAAGCGCGAGCUCCCUCUCUGCAUGCUCCUCCUGAAUGAUGCCAUUGUAGUUGUGAAGGAAUCGGUCCAGCGCUGUGCUACUAGUAAGCAACCACCGGUGUUGGAGGAAUUUAUCCCAUUAAAGAAGAGUUGCGAAGAAGAUGAAGAUGAACGCAGAGAGAACACUAGGAUUAAAAAUGACAAGGAUUCCUCCUCUAAAGACAAGAAAAGUUGGAUGAGUUCUGUCCAAUUAUGGAGCUCUGAUGAUCAAGCCACACCCGCUAGUUUUGAUGCUAAACGAAAUCUCAGUCUUGAAUCUUCUAAGGUAAACAAGAAGGUGAAUCGAUGUGGAAAUGAGGAUGCAUUUUUCUCAGUUUGUAAAAACCGGGGUCUGGUUACUUUGCCAGUCAAGAAUUUUCCUAGUUUAUUAACAAGGAAGGAAGACAAUGGCAGAGGAGAUGAUUUGGGGGUUCCUGGUCUAUCUCUUCUAACUCCGGGAAUCAAGAACUCUUCAGAGGAUUCUGGGUCAACCGGUUCAAGGGCUACCUCUUCUGCACCUAAUUCCCAGUCUAAUAAUUCACAUAAAGGAGGACCACACUCACCUUUCCAGGCUUCUAGGAAGCAGAGGAGGUGUUGGUCACCAGAGCUUCACCGCCGCUUUGUGAAUGCUUUGCAGCAACUUGGAGGCUCUCAAGGUUGGUAAUUCUGAAACUAAGUUCAUAUGAUGGACAUUCAGGUUCUGAUCUUGGUGUGUUCUGGUUGUUGGGUUCACAGUGAGAGCUCCCUCGGUUGCUAGAUGGAAACUUGUGAUGAAGUGGUUAAACAUUUGAUCAAGUGAAUUAUGCUUAGUCCGGAUGAGUAGAUGAAGUAGGAGUAAGCUAAUUGUGAUUUUGGUAGCACAUUUGGUUAAAUGUCUCAUUUGAAUGAACCUGUGGUCUUACUGCAGCUGCUACACCAAAGCAGAUAAGAGAGAUUAUGCAAGUUGAUGGUCUGACCAAUGAUGAAGUGAAGAGCCAUUUGCAGAAAUAUCGACUGCAUACACGGAGAAUGGCACCGGGUGGCAACACUCCUGCAAACCAAUCUGUAGUUGUUUUGGGGGGUUUAUGGAUGUCUUCACAAGAGCAGUAUGGAGACUCCUCAAAGGCUGCUAGUUCCCAGUCUGGUUCUCCGCAAGGCCCCCUCCAGUUUGGUGGAACCCUGACCGGAGGAGAUAGCAUGGAAGACGACGACGAUGCGAAAUCAGAGAACUAUAGCUGGAAGAGUCAUACUCCAAGAUCAGGGAAAGUUGGUGUAUAGUGUGUCUGUCUCCACGCCACGGGAUUUUUUUUUUGCAUCGGUAAAAGUAUACAUGGGAAGAAGAUUAAUAUAUGGGUUAUAAAUAAGAAGAAAAAGACUGGAAAUUACGAAUCGCGCGCGAGAAGAUGAUGAUGAUCAUGAGGAGGACGACGACGACGAAUUGCAGAGGAAGGAAGCCGUGGAAAUUUUUGCAGGAUUAGUGUUUUUUUUUUUAAUAUUUCUAUCUUGACGUUGAGCAUUUGUAUUGUAUCGUUAAAUUGGUAUAGCAAUAUUCUAAAGAUCCAUGUCUUCCAUGGACAAAAGAAACCCAGAAAAAAAAAGAAAAAAAAGAACAAGAGAAAAGAGAUGAAGGGGUUGGCUUAUAUAUUCUUAUUAUCAUCCCAUGCAUGCAGCUGUGUUCUUGAUCCUUGUAAUGUGUCAUUACUGGAGUAGGUGCUGCUGAAACAUUUGACUGCCAAUUUCCCAGAAGAUGAGUCAAGACUGCUGCUGGGUUGAAAUUGGAGUUUUUUUCCAAGUGAUUUCUCCUCCUGUUUUGUGGAAACUUGAGGCUCUGUAUCUCAGAAUCUUUACCUGGUGGAGAAUGAUGGGAAAGCUUCAGAAGGGUAAAGGGGGUGUGAGUGAAGAUGUGAAAGCUGAAAAGGGGAACGGCUGAACCUGAAACUGAAAGUCAUGCUGUUAGAUUCCAAGAAAAAGGUCAUAUUAUGUACUUUCUGUUGCCAUCUUGCCAAGGGCUAUUAUUGAAACAGCAAAUUGGAGAAUAUUCUCACAAUUAUGAUUUUUCAACCUCUUUGGCCCCCCAAUUUGGAUGGUCCCCUUUGGAAUUUUUCUCAUCCUCUUCACAUCCGUCAGGUAUUGACAAACAAGUUUCACAACACCCCUUGCUUUCUUUCCUACUUUCUUUCAUCAUUUUGGAGGUUUGUUCCUUCCUUCUUCUCUCUAUCUUCAUUGAGAGGGAAAGCUUUUGCCUUGCUCUGUUUCCUUGCUCUGCUUUUGUCUGUUGUUGUAUGGAAUCUUUUGCCUUCCCUUCCUGCCGAGGGAAUUAGUAAAAGGAACAUUUUUUCUUCACGACGUUCUAAAAUGUAAUUCUAGCCGUUAUCUUGGUUUUGAGAUGUGAUGACUGAAC